Messenger RNA from Dromiciops gliroides (monito del monte), 8160 nucleotides. It is a transcript of the gene LRRC8C, whose product is annotated as leucine rich repeat containing 8 VRAC subunit C. Gene Ontology annotation, molecular function: protein binding. The coding region runs from base 317 to 2728 and encodes 803 amino acids. The transcript is spliced from 3 exons. The record is from RefSeq and is a predicted model, not a curated record. Lineage: Eukaryota; Metazoa; Chordata; Mammalia; Microbiotheria; Microbiotheriidae.
GCAGCGGCAGCAGCAGCAGCGCCAGCCGGAGAAGGCGGAGAAGGAAGGAGUAGGAGGAGGAGGGGGAGGGCUGUUAAGGGGCAGGGGCGUUAGCUGCGUCCUGCUCUGGAACAGGGAGGAGGAAGCCGCCUCUGUCCCCGCCGCCGCCGCAUUGCUACCACUGAGACAAGCCAUGAACCGCGCUUCUCGGCGGCCUCCCCGUGGCCCCACCGACGACCCUCCCAUCUUGGAGGACAGCCGCCUCCUGUGAGUCCAGCUCGGAGCGCCCUCGCCUAGCCUCAUCAGCUCUCCCGCCUGCCCAAGGACCCCAAGAAUCAUGAUUCCAGUAACGGAAUUCAGGCAAUUUUCUGAACAGCAGCCUGCAUUCCGAGUACUCAAACCUUGGUGGGAUGUGUUUACAGAAUAUCUCUCUGUAGUCAUGCUAAUGAUCGGUGUGUUUGGCUGUACCUUACAAGUUAUGCAAGACAAGAUAAUCUGCCUCCCCAAAACCACGCAGCCAUCCCAGAACCACUCUUCCCUUCCCAACACAUCUCACAGCAUGGACACAACAACACCACUGCCUCCACCGCAACCAUCUACCAGCCCUGCAACUGUGGAAAUGAAGGGACGAAAGACUGACUUGGACCUUCAGCAGUACAGUUUUAUAAACCAGAUAUGCUAUGAGAAGGCCCUCCACUGGUAUGCCAAGUACUUUCCUUACCUCGUCCUCAUUCACACCCUCAUCUUCAUGCUUUGCAGUAACUUUUGGUUCAAGUUCCCUGGCUCCAGUUCAAAGAUAGAACACUUCAUUUCCAUCCUGGGGAAGUGUUUCGACUCUCCUUGGACCACCAGGGCUUUAUCUGAGGUGUCUGGGGAGGAUUCUGAAGAAAAGGACAACAGGAAAAAUAACUUACAAAAAGCAUCGUAUCCCUCCCAGACAGCUCCCGAUAACACCUUGGUCAAAUCUCAAUCAUUGAAGUCCAUACCUGAGAAGUUUGUGGUUGACAAGACUUCUGCUGGGGCUCUGGAUAAGAAGGAAGGUGAGCAAGCCAAGGCCCUAUUUGAAAAAGUAAAGAAGUUCAGGAUGCACGUUGAGGAGGGUGACAUCCUUUACAGCAUGUACGUCCGGCAGACUGUCCUCAAAGUGAUCAAAUUCCUGAUCAUCAUUGGGUACAAUAGCGCCCUGGUUCCCAAAGUCCAGUUUACAGUCAGCUGUGACAUUGACAUUCAGGACAUGACUGGCUAUAAACACUUCUCCUGCAAUCACACCAUGGCACACUUAUUCUCAAAACUUUCCUUUUGCUAUUUAUGUUUUGUAAGCAUCUACGGACUAACGUGCCUUUACACUUUAUAUUGGCUGUUCUACCGGUCCCUAAAGGAAUAUUCUUUCGAGUAUGUCAGGCAGGAGACGGGAAUUGAUGAUAUACCAGAUGUAAAAAAUGACUUUGCUUUUCUGCUGCACAUGAUCGAUCAAUAUGACCCUCUCUACUCUAAGAGGUUUGCCGUGUUCCUGUCCGAAGUCAGUGAAAACAAAUUGAAACAAUUGAACCUAAAUAAUGAGUGGACAGUGGAUAAACUGAGGCAGAAGCUACAGAUGAAUGCCCAGAACCGCCUGGAGUUGCCCUUGAUCAUGCUCUCCGGCCUCCCAGACACCGUUUUUGAUAUCACCGAACUGCAGUCUUUGAAACUUGAAAUCAUCCAGAAUGUCAUGAUCCCAGCCACCAUCGCCCAACUCAGCAAUCUCCAAGAGCUCUCGUUACACCAGUGCUCUGUCAAAAUCCACAGCGCUGCUUUGAGCUUCCUGAAGGAAAACCUGAAGAUCUUGAGUGUCAAAUUCGACGACUUGCGGGAGUUGCCCCCUUGGAUGUACAGCCUCAGGAACCUGGAAGAGCUCUACCUGUAUGGCUCUCUGGGUCAUGACAUCUCCAGGAACAUCACUCUCGAAUCCCUGCGGGAACUCAAAAACCUGAAAGUCCUCUUACUCAAAAGCAACAUCUCCAAAAUCCCUCAAGCGGUCGUGGAUGUUUCCAGCCACCUACAGAAGAUGUUCAUCCACAACAAUGGUACCAAGCUCGUCAUGCUCAACAACCUAAAGAAAAUGAUCAACUUGACGGAGCUGGAGCUGGUCCACUGUGAUCUGGAGCGGAUCCCCCAUGCCAUCUUCAGCCUGCUCAGCCUCCAGGAGCUAGACUUGAAGGAAAACAACCUCAAGUCCAUAGAAGAAAUCAUGAGCUUUCAACAUCUGCGGAAGUUGACAGUCCUCAAACUGUGGCAUAACAGCAUCACCUACAUCCCUGAGCAUAUCAAGAAGCUCACCAGCCUGGAGCGCCUAACUUUUAGUUACAAUAAAAUAGAGGUGCUGCCUUCUCACCUCUUCCUAUGCAACAAAAUCAGACACUUAGAUCUGUCUUUCAAUGACAUUCGGUUUAUCCCGCCGGAAAUAGGAGUGCUGCAGAGUUUACAGUAUUUUUCCAUCACUUCUAACAAAGUGGAGAGCCUCCCCGAUGAACUGUAUUUCUGUAAGAAACUGAAGACUUUGAAGAUUGGGAAAAAUAACUUAUCAGUCCUUUCACCCAAAAUCGGGAACUUGGCAUUCCUCACCUCUUUGGAGGUCAAAGGCAAUCAAUUUGAGGUCCUCCCUCCAGAACUUGGUGACUGCCGGGCCCUGAAGCGAUCUGGCUUUGUUGUGGAAGAUGCACUGUUUGAAACGCUCCCUUCUGAUAUUCGGGAGCAAAUGAAAGCGGAAUAACUUAUUUUUCUUCAAAGUCUGACUGAAACAUGCUUCUACCAAAUACAUUAUAAAUAAUUAGGUAGUCUAAUGCCUUUACUAUUUUUUUUUCUUUUUCACACAAAACAAAAUGUACAGACAGAUUUGAAGUAAGGAGUACCUAUAUUUUUAAUAAAAAUUUACUUGUAUUUUUUCAAUGUUAAUAUUUUAAAAUUUUAUUUGUCCUGGAAAAUAAUGUCCCUUUAUUAUUGUUUUGUACUGGCAAAAACAGUUCCAUCUGCUGUUUGUUGUUUUUUUUUUUAAUUUUUGCUUUUGUUCUAAGUUCAGUUUAUUCUCAAGGAAAGGAGGCAGUUCAGAAAUGCACCAUGUUGUGGAUUAUUUGCAAUAGAUGAAGGUAUUUGGCUGAGAGCAAAUAAUAGGUCCAAGGUCUUUCGGUUGUUUGAUGUAUCAAGUAGUCUUGCAAGGAAUGCAGGUCAUUUUCCUCUUACCAUCUGGCUUUUCCAUUAAUAGGAUUCAUUGAUUCUCUUUCUUUAAAGAAUUGGAAAAAAAGAAUAAAGAAUUAGAAAGAAUUAAGAACCAAAUUCAUUGGUUCUCUUUCUCCUCAGAUGAAACUGAAGUCAGUGAGCCCAGUAGCAAGAGGUGCACAGAUAUAAAGUUGCCAUUAAGUUCUCACCACCCCCUGCAACCCCAAACAGUGUUGGUGGUGGGAUUGCAGGAGAAUUGCAAUUACUGCCUUUGAAUGGUAAAGGGUUGUUAGUGAAAGAGGAAAGCUAUCUUCAGUUACUGGUGUCAUAGGGUUGAAUGGAUUUGCACUUUUUGAAAAUUAUUUUUAGAAAUCAGAUUUUCAAAUGAAAUUCUCAGUGGUUUGUUUAUCAUUUGGAUCUUGAUACUGCUGUGUGGCACUGGUAAACAACCUUUGAUAGAUUCCAUUUUUUUUAAAUAUACUAACUGGUAAUGGAAUUAAAAAUCAUGAAAUUAGAAGCCUGCUUUUUCAGUAACUCAAUCAUCUGUAAAAUCUUAAUAUGUGGGUGCAUUAGGUAGGACAUUUGACCUACUAUGCUCAAUAGCCAGUGAACUCGACUGUUUUUUCCUUCCUUUUGGGCAGUAUGGCCAUUGUAAUUUAUUUAAGUUUUGCCAGUUGCCCCCAAAUAAAUGAAAGGUUAUAAAACAUUCUGUUUAUAUAUUAAUCAAUUUCCCUCUAAACCUUUCUUUCCUGUGAACAUACUGACAGCUGCUGGUUUUUCAGGAACAAGAAAUCUAUCUGCUAUGCUUGACUUUAAGUAGGGUCAUGUCCUAAAUGAGUCUAUUACUUUUUUCUUUUAAGUGUGAAUAUAAAUUGUUAAGUGGUUUUCACUUAGCAGAUUUUGCCUGAUGGUCAAUAUUGGUCCUAUCUAUUCUUGCACUUAGCAAUGCAGAAAUAUUUGGAUCUCUGUGUGAAAAGUGUCGAUGGACUCUUAAGCUUUGUGAUAAGAAGAUACAAAAAUAGUGUUUGCAUAUAUCGUGAUUGGUCAUGAGACUUUUGUCAUAGUACCAAAUUCUUAUUGCACUGAGCACUCAUUAGUCCAAUAGAACUUCUCCUUCAUCAAAGUCAAAGAGGAAAGUGAUGGAUGGCCUCAAAAGCCUUGUUUUAAAAACUAGUUGUUCAACAAAUAAGUCAGUGGUUUAGUGUUAAUGUGCUGUAGACUGCAUCAAUAGGAACUGUUCAACAUGCAUAUGUAUCAUUGUUUCCACUUUCCACUUGGGUGCCAUAUUGGAGAAACAUUUUGCAUUGUUCUAUUCAUCUAAUGAUAUAACCAAAGUGGUGUUACAAAGCCUGCUGAACAUUCAGUGUUUUUGAGCUCCAACUGGCUAGUUCACUUAGGUGAGGCUGGGAGUGAGAGUUAAAAACCCUGUGUGAUUGAAGUGGUCUUGUGUUUACAUUUUCUCCCCAAUUAACCAUUCAUUUUCAGAAUGUUGAAGUCCCUGUAGACACUGGUUGUGAAUUUUAUAUGUUGUAUUUAGAAAUGUGCUGUACUCUGUGAUUUGAAUGUUUUUAAACUUCAGGAGAAGUCUUCUUUUGUUUUUGUUUUGUUUUGUUUUGCCACUGAGAAGAACAAACCAACCCUAUUCCAGAAAUCAAGACCUCAGUGGAACCUGGGAAGGAUGGGCUGUAUUUUUCUGAAUUAUAGACAUAGGUUUGAUUUUAUGUGCAGCCCUUUCAAAAAAAAAAAGUGCCAUCAAGCUUCAAAGCUUAUUUAAGAGAACAAUUCAGCUUUCUAGGUCUAUAAGCAUUUAUUAAGUCCCUGCUGUAUGCGUGAGACAUUUCUAUUACACCAAUUUUGGCAGAACUGCAAUGCCAAAUCAGCCUAGCUUAUUUUUCAUUUGUAAGGGAGCAUCUCCCUUAUCUGCCAAAAUGAGUCUGAUAAUAAUCAUAAUCAUCAUAAUAAUAGUAAUCCUUAAACUAGUUUUUAAAAUGAAACUACAUAAAGCCUUUCAUCUUUGGCUUGAAAAGUAAAUGCUUAGACAUUUCUAUGGAGGCGGGGGAGGCAACUGUCCCACCCGAGGACAUAUAAUACACAGACUUAGAUAUUUCCUGAUUUUCUCUUUUUUAGCUUUCUAACUUCCCAGUUCACAUUUGUUAAUUAAAAAAAAGUUUGGCCUUUAUUAAAUAAAACUCAGGUAAACAAGUAGCUUGGCUUUCCUAAGGCCACUUUAGUCAUCUUUGGGGUCUAUUUAUGCCCCCAUUUUCAGCAUUUUUAAAGUGCUCUUGUUAGAAGUGAAUAAUAAAUUGUAUUUCCUCUCAGUAGGACCUAUAAGAGGCUACCUAUGUAAAUAUACAGGCACCCUAUCUUUUCAGCUGUUCAAACCUCCUUGAUCCUCAAAAUGGCAAAACAUUUUUAUGAUAUAGAGUAGUGCUUUAAGAGGAGACAUUCCUUUCAUUGAUGAACUGAUUAGAAUGGCACACAGGCUGCAUUUCUAAGUGAAGCCUGUCUGUGAAUUGGCUCACCAUUGGCUCUGCAGAAAUUUGGUGUUCUUAAUCCCAUGGACUCUGACUACAAGAUUUGCGGGGAUAAUUAGUAAAGCUCUUCACUCACAUAAACACGAUUUUCACACCUGUUAUCCAUGGCACAGUUCCUUGCCCAUUAACUCACCUAUGGUGCUAAUCUAAACUUGUCCUCACAAUUCAUGCUAUUAUACACUCAUUCUAAAGGGAAAAAAUGUUAUAAAUAUCUCCUCUGCUAAUUCCUAGAUAGGAAGUGUGGUUUAAUGGAAAGAACCCUGGCUGUGCUGUUAGAGAACUUGCAUUCAAAUGAUGCCUCUGGCUUUAAUGCCUGGACAUCCUGGGACAAAUCAUUUCAGCUCCCUUGGUCUCAGUAACAUCAUCUGGAACAUAUGGGGAUUGCACUAGAGGUUCUUGGAGGUCAUGACAACCCAGUGCUAGAUCUAUGAACUAUGAACAUAGAGGGCCAGCUUUGGAGCAAGGAAGAUCUUCAUUCAAGUCCUUCCUUUGCCCCAGCUUGGCAGCUACAGGCAAGCCACUUCAACAUCUCAGUGCCUCCAGGAAACUCUAAGAUGAUAAAUUAAGAUUAGUUGCUGAUAGGUGCCUGUGGGUGGGGAGGGACGUCUCCACACUGAGUCUGACCAGAAAAAGAUCCCAAAAAAGUGACCUUUUUUCAUACCUCUUGUGUUGGGGCCCUAGCUAACCUGAGGGGAGGGGGUAUGAAAUAUCCAAGAAGGCUUAGCUCAGAAAAGAGAUGCCCACAGAGAGACAUCAUAGCUGCCUUCAAGAAUUUGAAGGACUGUCAUUCAAGAGAGAUUAGACCAAUUCUACCUGACCCCAAAGGACAGGACUAGGGGCAAUGGGUAGAAGCUGCUUGGGGACAAAUUUAGGUUUUGUGUAAGUAAGGAAAAAACUUUCCCACAAUCAGGUCUCCAAAACCAUAAUGGGUCACCUCAAUAAGUAGUGAGUGAGUGGACUUCUCCUCCUUCGUGGAAGACCACUUGUUGGGAAUGGUGUCAAGGCGAGAGUCUUGUUCAUAGAUUAAAUGGCCUCUAGGGACCCUUAGGGCAGCAAGAGUCUAUGACUAAGUCUGUGGAUUUCUUGGGAUGAGACAAAUGUAAAAGGACCAUUUGGCCCUUGUCUUACCCUUAGGAUUUGUCAUUAUUACUAAUAUGAAAGAAUCAGAAAUAGCUUGACUGAUUUAUGGAUGUCCUUUUAGCAACACUUUCUUCCACCACCUAAAAAAGUUCACCAGAUAAGUAUUACUAUACUUCACUUGCCAAAAUUUAAGGUAAGGAAAUACAGUCUUUUAAAUAACUUCCUUCCAUGGAAAUGAUCUCUCCUAAAUAGAUCUCCCUAUUACCCAUCAAGCACUCAUUCAAUUCAACAACCAUUUAUUAACAAGCACUACGCAUCAGAUACUGUACAAGGCAAAAAUAAGACAAGAAUGAAACAUUCGCUGACCUCAAGGAGCUUACAUUCUACUGAAAUGAAGUGACCACUAAGGAUCUACUGAUAUGAACCAACUAAACCAUACAUCAUUGCAAAGAAUUUUACCAGUACUCCAAAGUUGUUAACAGAAUGUAUUUCAGCAUAAAUGCAUACUUUUUGAGGCCCCAUUUAAAGUUCAUUAUGAUCUUAUCAAUGGUAAAAUUUGACCUCUCAGAUUAACGAUCCAUAAUGGGAUUGCCAAAUUAACAGUAUCCCGGAGGACCUACAGUCCUUGGUACUGAGAAUUACUUUCCACUCAGAGAAACUAGGGAAGAACUGUUGAGCAACCAUAGACUGAAUCUCCCUUUGGUUCUUCUGGACUGGAUAAAGCUCACUGGUGGAAGGUGAGUACCUCUUUAGGUUGUGAGCUCCUUGAGGGCAGGGACUGUCUUCUGCAUCUUUUUAUCCCCAGCACUUAGCACAGUGCCUGACAUAUAGUAGGUGCUUCAUAAAUAUUUACUGACUAACUGACUCUGGAAACUUAAGCAUACCAUAUUUGCCCAGCAUCAUUAUCCCUUUUCCCUAAUAGUUCUUAGGCACCAAGUGUCUACUAGCCCUUGGUCUUCCCAGUAAAGUUUAUCAAUGAUAAUGCUUGGAAGUAAAAACAUAUUUUAUGACUUUUAUGGCAAAUUUCUGUAAAAGAAUAGAGAUAGUGUGGUCUUGGUUUUAUUUGACUGGCAACUAUUUGAUAAGUAACAUCCUAUGAAUCCUCCUGCUUCCUCUAUAUCCAUCUUUUCCCACUCAAUCUCUCCUUGAAGGGGAUAUUUUUGUUGUUGAAGUGCUAUAUUGGGUGAGCUCUAUCUUUCUUUGCAUUCUCCAGACAUCAGUGUGUGUUCAUAUUGUCAAAUUCUAAAAAGAUCUCUAAGACUGUCAAGAAAAGUUGGAAAGUUGACACGAUGGAGAAACAUCUUAAACCUAUGGCAAAAAGUGUCUUAAUAUCAUUGGCCGUGUUGUAUUAUAUUGCAGUACAGUUCCAACAACG